AGAUUUUCCAGCGGCGCCAAAAAGCGACCUGGAGUGUUGGCGCAGCGCGCAAGCGCAGUUGGCCGCUGGCCCUCGGCGGUGUGAAGUUUCACACCCGGAUGGAGGUUGGGUGAGGCCUCACCAGCUGAAGAGAGCGACCCUGAGGUAGAGAUCAUGUCUCAUUUGGAUGAAGCAGCCCGCCAGCUGUCCAAAAGUGGGACAACUCUCUAUGCCGUGCUGGAGCUGAAGAAAGGUGCCUCACCUGAAGACAUCAAAAAGGCUUACAGGAAACUGGCCUUGAAGUAUCAUCCAGACAAGAAUCCAGGGGAUGCUCAAGCAGCAGAAAUAUUCAAAGAGAUCAACACAGCCCACUCCAUACUGAGUGACCCUAAGAAGCGGAAAAUCUACGACCGGCAUGGCUCAUUGGGAAUAUAUAUAUAUGAUCACUUUGGCGAAGAAGGCGUCACGUACUAUUUUACGAUGAAUAGUUGUUGGUUCAAGACACUUGUCCUCCUGUGCGCUCUGCUCACCUGUUGCUGUUGCUGCUGCUGCUGCUGCUUUUGCUGUGGAACACUUAAGCCACCAUCUGAGGAGGUUGCCAAAAGAUAUCAGCAGAAUGUCCAGAAUCAGCCUCCGAGGUCAGGUGCUGACCCAGCAAAGGGUGCCUGCCCAUCCCACUGGACACGUUGAAGAGAGGAGCAAAUAGCCCUGUCCUGACAUUGACCCUGAUUUCCCCCUCUUUUUUUUUUUUAUAAGCAUCCCAACUUCGGAAGCAUUGAUGGCAUCUAUCCCAGUGUGGAUACCACCUCUGUCCUUGAUGAUACCACUGACCCGGGCAAUACAAGGCCACCCAGCUAUUCUUUUUAGCUCCAGUCCCAAUUUUAAUCUGUUUAGAUAACAGCCCUCCCAUCCCUACCCUUAUGACUUCUCAGACAGUGGUGAGCAUUCUUUUUCCUGUGCACUCUUUUUUCCUGUGCCUUGGGAUUUGAGCCAAUUUCAGCUGGUAGGGGCCCUGAGUCACUUGUAGUAUCUCCACCAAGAUCCUGAUAACUGAGCAGGGUGGUUCCUAUCCCAGAGCUACUCAUCAGCUAACCCUCCUUUGUUGCAACACUGCACCAAGAACUUUUAGCAUCAGCCUCAUUCCUAUAACCAGCACACCUUUCUGGGGCUGGUCUCACUUCUCCUGGUGCCCAUGCACUUGAUGUUGUCAGCCUCAUUCUAUGCCACCAUGACUCAGCUCAGGCAAAUUAUGAAUGCAUUUGAGGUGUAGAGGUAGUUAUCUCACCUUUGGAUUCUGUCUGGACUCCACCACAGCACAACACUCCUCACCAUGGGUCCUGUGGGCUGACCAAAGUUCAUACAUCAGUGGUUGCUUGCCUCCAUCCUUUUUACCACAUCUUAUGCAGGCUUAUCACCAUAUAUGUUGUUCUUAAAAUGGGCAUGAAACAUUUUAUAGGGAAAAGAUACUACUUUUACAGACCCUUUCCCCACUCGUGCCUCUUCAUAUUGCCUGUUUGGUAACCUCUCCACACCAUUUAUUUCCCAUCCACCCAAGGUCAGAACUGAGUAACUCCUCAAACUUCUCUCUCCUGACUGGGAGAGGGACUAAGAAAUGUCAGUAAAUAAACGAUCUUUUUUGUCCAACC
Molecule: messenger RNA, 1625 nt
Organism: Canis lupus familiaris (dog)
Lineage: Eukaryota; Metazoa; Chordata; Mammalia; Carnivora; Canidae
Gene: DNAJC5G
Product: DnaJ heat shock protein family (Hsp40) member C5 gamma
Exons: 5
Coding region: 154-669 (171 amino acids)
Source: RefSeq, a predicted model, not a curated record